Otolemur garnettii (small-eared galago) is the source of this 959-nucleotide messenger RNA. RefSeq names its product calcium and integrin binding 1 (gene CIB1). NCBI's taxonomy places the organism in Eukaryota, Metazoa, Chordata, Mammalia, Primates, Galagidae. Gene Ontology annotation, molecular function: calcium ion binding. The record is from RefSeq and is a predicted model, not a curated record. The coding region runs from base 149 to 724 and encodes 191 amino acids. The transcript is spliced from 7 exons.
GCUGGGAGGGCCCGGGCACUUUGAGGGUGGACGGGCGGGGCAGUGGCCCCAGGGGCGGUUGCCGCGGGGACCGGGUGGUGACGCGGCCCGAAGGCGGAAGUGAGAAACUCCCGAGGCGAGUUGGCUGAGCUGUGCGCGCGACGCGGCGAUGGGGAGCUCGGGCAGUCGUCUGUCCAAGGAGCUGCUGGCCGAGUAUCAGGACCUGACGUUCCUGACCAAGCAGGAGAUCCUGCUAGCCCACAAGCGCUUUUGCGAGCUGCUUCCCCAGGAACAACGAAGCGUGGAGGAGUCACUGCGUGCACAAGUGUCCUUCCAGCAGAUCCUCAGCCUUCCAGAGCUCAAGGCCAACCCCUUCAAAGUGCGGAUCUGCAGGGUCUUCUCCACGUCCCCAGCCAGAGACAGCCUGAGCUUUGAGGACUUCCUGGACCUCCUCAGUGUGUUCAGUGACACAGCAACUCCCGACAUCAAGUCCCACUAUGCCUUCCGCAUCUUCGACUUUGAUGAUGAUGGAACCCUGAACAGAGAAGAUCUGAGCCGGCUUGUGAACUGCCUUACCGGGGAGGGCGAGGACACUCAGCUUAGUGCCUCAGAGAUGAAGCAGCUCAUAGACAACAUCCUGGAAGAGUCUGACAUAGACAGGGAUGGGACCAUCAAUCUCUCCGAGUUCCAACAUGUCAUCUCCCGUUCACCAGACUUUGCCAGCUCCUUUAAGAUUGUCCUGUGACAGCAGCACCACUGUGUCCCAGAAUCCUGUCCAAGAACCUUUCCACUGCUGAGCUGUGGCCAAGGUUAUGCCUAUGUUGCCAGAGCCGGUCACGCUGGCCCAGCCUGGAGCUGGCACUGCGCAGAACCGCCUCAGGCAGGGAGGGCCCUCCUUGUGGGCUUCUCUCUUCUAUCAGCCACUGUCAUAGCUGUUUGUUUCUACUAAUCAACAAUAAAGAUUUAGAAGUUUUGACCCU